Messenger RNA from Exophiala viscosa, 3613 nucleotides. RefSeq lists its product as uncharacterized. Gene Ontology annotation, molecular function: zinc ion binding; DNA-binding transcription factor activity, RNA polymerase II-specific; DNA binding. The record is from RefSeq and is a predicted model, not a curated record. The transcript is spliced from 3 exons. Gene Ontology annotation, biological process: DNA-templated transcription; regulation of DNA-templated transcription. The coding region runs from base 416 to 3187 and encodes 923 amino acids. NCBI's taxonomy places the organism in Eukaryota, Fungi, Ascomycota, Eurotiomycetes, Chaetothyriales, Herpotrichiellaceae.
CACUCUCACCACCUUUUAUUCUUCUUCAUUCUCUUCAACUGCGUCAAAGGACUUGGAAGCGCACAUUGUACUUCUAGGGGGCAUUUGCGCAGAUCAAGUCAAGCCCUCCUCGCACUGCUGGUGGUUUAGCACAUGCGAACGACGUCUUCGCGCAGAUAAUCUCUUAAAUCCGGACGAGCCAUUUUACCUCCCAAGGCAUCCAUUUGCGACGGCCUCAAUUGACCUUUGCAAUACUGGUCUGGCCAGAACGCGCAAGGACACUCCCCAGCGUCGUCCGGAAAAAGAAGUGUCUAUCAGACUUGGAAACGCGCCUCCCUGCAGAAAAGCGUUCGGCUAGGCAGUGCUACGAUCAUCACCCUCUUACCUCAAUUGACGGCAUCUGCGAUCACAACCGCACCGUCCAAAGAUUGUCAAGAUGACUCCUACCCCUCCCUCAGCGCAUACAUCCUACUCCGGCGAGUCUCCCGACCAAUUUCGAGUUGUGCGAAAGCGCAACCGCAUCCCCUUGUCAUGCGCGCCGUGUCGGCAUCGCAAACUGAAAUGCAAUCGGCAACAACCCUGUGACAAUUGUACGAAGCGUGGUGAUAGCGCCUCGUGCGCCUAUGCUGCUCCGGCCGCGAAAAAGAAGGGAAGUCAAAGUCACAGUUCCUCAAACUCCACGCCUGACGAUAUGCAAAAUCGGAUAGAUCGUUUAGAAGGAUUGGUCUUAUCAUUGAUGACCAAUGGCGCCCAAGCCGUUGGACCAGCGGCUGCUCAACAGGUUUUGUCCGCCGAGAACAGCACUGUUGGAAGUGGCUCAUUGGGUCCGAAUCUGGACAAUGAGUUGGAUGAGACCAAUAUGAUGGACGAGGAUGGUGAUAAUCAAGAGGCUGAAAGCGAGACUGACGGCGUGACAAAGAGCUUUGGAAUCCUCAAAGUUGAUACCGAGAGACAGAAAACCUUCUACGUCGGUGAAGCGCAUUGGGCGGCCCUGCUCAGUGAAAUUGGUGAGGUGAAGAAUUACUUUACAGCGCACAAGAAAGAGUACGAGGCUCAGAUUGAAAAGGUCGAGCUGGCCAGGAAGAGUAUGGGAACGGACGUGGGCUCAGGACCUGCUCUUUUGUUCGGAAGUACAAUACCUCCCAGUCGGUCAGAUAUUCUCGCGCAAAUACCGUCACGAUAUAUGUCCGAUAUUCUCAUCGGAAGAUAUUUCAACACUUUUGAUCCUGCAACCCAUGUAUUGCACGGUCCGACAUUCCAGCGACAUUACAACACCCACUGGGCUGAUCCGUCCAAGAGCUCGAUCGUCUGGGUGGCCAUGUUAUUCGCCAUGAUGCGCCUGGCCAUGCUGUCCUAUGGUCGAGAAGGUGAUGAGCCCCCCGAGUUUCGAGGGAAAUGUCAGGAUUUGGCAGCCAAUUUCCGUACGCAAAUGGCGCACUGCCUCAUCAUCGCCGAUUAUACGAAACCACAUAACUUUAUCAUCGAGACUCUGAUAUUCCAUCUGCAUGCGGAAUACACAUCGAAUCGAGACGCCGAGGCAAGUGUGUGGGUAUUGGUCGGUAUGAUUGCUCGACUUGCCAUGCGUAUGGGCUAUCACCGAGACGCCAAGUUGUUCCCGAACUUGACUCCCUUUCAAGGAGAGAUGCGACGUCGUAUAUGGACAUUCGUCCGAAGUGCCGAUCUGCUGUUCUCUUUCCAGGUGGCUCUGCCUUCUAUGAUCCGCAUUGGAGACUCCGAUACCGAUCUUCCUCGAAAUAUCUAUGACGACGAGUUCGAUGAAGAUUCGACCUCACUUCCUCCUGCGCGGCCGGCCACAGAAGCUACUCCUAUUUCGUACAUGAUAGCUAAGGGCCGUUUGUCAUUCAGUUUCGGACGCGUCUUGGAAGAAAUCAACGGAGUCGAUCACAAAGGCUAUGACGAAAUUCUCAAGAUCGAUCGUGGAUUGAGAGAUAUCUAUGAGAGCUUACCGGAACACCUGAAACUUCGCCCUAUGGCCGAACAGACGCUGGCACCAAUCUCGCUGAUUAUGGCAAGGUUUAGUCUUGCCACUGUAUAUCACAAAUCGCAGUGUGUCCUGCACAGACGUUACAUGCGUCUUGCAAGACCUGGAAGCCGGUACAUGCAUUCUCGAAAGACCUGUCUGGACUCGGCCAUGCAGCUUCUCAGCUUUCAGGCCAUUCAGCACCAGCAGAGUCGUGAACGUGGAAGAUUGAGGAGUCUUCGAAAUCAUGUCAACUCACUGACUGCGCAUGAUUAUCUCCUGGCAGCCACGGUGGUAUGCAUGGAUCUUUACACCCAUCGCGAGCGGCCCGAAAAUGAUGUCAGCACUCCCAACACCUCGGUCAGUGGAGGCAGCAUCAGUCAAGGUAGCAACCUGUCGGAUGGCGCCUACGUCCCGGGCUUGAUCUAUACACGUGAAGACAUGGUUCGUGCCUUGGAGGAGAGCCGGGAUGUGUGGAUGGCCAACCGGGAUCUCAGCAUUGAAGCUUACAAAGCCAGUGAGCUCCUCAACGUGCUCUUGUAUCACAUCAAACUGCCCUACUCGCCCAACAAUGCUCCCAAUGCACAAGCGUCGGACAAACAAAAUCCGGGAUCAAGCAAUGACGAGCAGACUGCCGCUAUGACACUCGGCAUGCUCCAGGCAGGUGGUGUUGGCUCAACUGCUCAAGGAAGUAACAUGCCGCAAGGAGCGUCCCCCAGCGCGCAGUGGGACAAGAAUAUGCUGAAUGCAGGAUUGCCCUUCAACAGUGAUCAGUUCAACUCGGGCCUUUUCGCGGCAGCCAAUGCAACCAGUCCUUUCCCAGGCUUCGGCUUUGGGGGAAGCGAAUUGGCUCACAACAUGAACCUUGAUUGGGAAGUUUGGGAUCAGUAUAUGCAACCGCCCAAUCUUACCCUAGAUCCAGCGGCGAAUCUAUGGUCGAACACCUCGCCGAACAACAAUCUAUUUACUCAAUCCCCGGACGCGGCUGCAGAUACAUCUUUCGGACUCGGAGGACCGACGUUCUUUCCACAGAGCAUGGCUGGAGUCUUGAAUAUGAGUGGAUCAUCUGAUACGAAGGCGGACCAGAUGCCAGAAUUGACGGCGAACUCGACCAGUCCUGCGGGCAACGACAACAGUGCUGGAGAGGUGUUUAUGGGCGUACAGUCUCCCCAGCCAGGUGGGAUCCCAAGUUGGAAGUGGACUGUGAUGGAUCAGCAGAAGAAGUGACUUUGACGAGGGGACUUAUGAGGACGAGAUGAGCAUGCGUAGUAUGAUACCCGAUGUGAUGGCAGGUUUGUAACGAUAAUGGGCAAGCCGGACGAGGACUAUAAAAAUGGGCUGGUUCUUUCGACUACAUAUGAGAAUUGUACUUGGGCGGAAUGAGCUUCAGCGUCAUGUGGAAUUUAUUGCGGUCGUUGGUGGGUCACAUAUGCUUGAACUCUCCCCUUAAUAUAGCAAUGGUUUGAGGCUGGGCUCUGUUCGUGUAUACUCGGUAGCCUCGUUCCACCAGGCGAUAGGAAAGGGUAGUAGGCAUUAUCAACCUGGAGAGCCCCCUAAGUCUAACAUUAGGCGGUACCCGAACGUGUCGCGCCGAGCCUUUUUGGCCCCAUUUUCAUACAUGUUCCGUGGAGAGUGUUUCGGACCCUUUUAACU